Messenger RNA from Teleopsis dalmanni, 859 nucleotides. RefSeq lists its product as uncharacterized. The record is from RefSeq and is a predicted model, not a curated record. Gene Ontology annotation, biological process: sperm DNA condensation; spermatogenesis. Lineage: Eukaryota; Metazoa; Arthropoda; Insecta; Diptera; Diopsidae.
AUAAAAAUUUAAUUAUUAACGGAGCUUUUACUUGCUGCUCAUGCUUUUUUUUUUUUGCUAUCAUUUGGAGCGAUAAAAAUUUUCAAUAAUCAAGGUGUUUUAUUUUAAUCGCGUAGUGAAAGACACAAAAUGGCUGGAAAGAAGAGGCCAUGCUCUAAACCUAAGCGGAAACGUUGUUGUCCGCCAGGUGGACAUUUAUCUAGCUUUGGUUUUCUAAAUUUUUUACGAAAAUACAGAGAAACUCAUAUAGGAUUGUCUUCACUAGAUGCCGUACGAAGAUGCAUGGUUAGGUGGAAACGUUUGUCCGCCACUGACAAGAAAAAAUAUAGACAAAUGAAACGUCCGUCUAAACCUAAACAGCCGAAAAAGCAGAUUAAUCAGCGCGGACAACUAAAGAAAGGUCAAUUUUUUGAAUAUUUGCGAACUUUUCGUCAAAAUAAUUUGGAUAUGCCAAAUUCAGAAAUGAUUAUGAAAAGUGUUGAGAUUUGGACUAAAAUGUCGACUGAACAGCAAGCCCUGUAUUGCGACCGAAUUAGGCACUCUAAACAUGCAGUGCAUCCAGUUUCGGGGCCCAACACUAUAUAUUUACUUUAAAAACAAUUACGCAUGUGAUAUUGCUUCUAUAUUUCAUGUGAUAAAUGCAGAAAUAAAAUUAAUUGGAUCAUUUAAAAUACUUGCUGAAUGAUCCUUAAAAACAGUUUUUUUAGUUGAAAUUUCGGACAUAUAUUUUCGAGAACCUUAUAUACAAAAUCGUACAUUGUAUACAUAUCUAAAAUUAGUAGUGAAAAAGCAAAGUUUUUCAUGAAAAUAUAUGUAUAUUUAAUGAAGGCUAAUAAAAUGUGAUACAAAAUAAAAAAAA